This is a messenger RNA of Aspergillus candidus, 1090 nucleotides long. Its product is annotated as putative cell surface protein. The transcript has 2 exons. Bases 136 to 789 code for a protein of 217 amino acids. The record is from RefSeq and is a predicted model, not a curated record. NCBI's taxonomy places the organism in Eukaryota, Fungi, Ascomycota, Eurotiomycetes, Eurotiales, Aspergillaceae.
UCGUUGUCUUCGUUGUGCUCUUUAUUCUGUCGUUACUAAGUACGGAUACGCUGCCAGUCACUCUUUAUUCUACAUUCUUUUAGUGCAGUACUUAUCUAAGACCCCCUCCCCCCCAAAACCAACAAAACAUUCAAAAUGUCCCGCCUCCUAACCCUAACCACCCUCCUCACCACCCUCUCCCUCCUCACCCCCUCCCAAGCCCGCACCGACCUCAAAGGCUGCACCUCCACCGCAACCCGCAACCAAUGGAACGAGGCCUCCGUCCUCUGGUACGUCCCCGGCACCGGCGAAAUCUGCGACUUCCCGGACUGCGGCGGCGGUCGCGCCCCGCCCAAGUACGACAACCCCGCUUGCCCGGGUUAUACGGGGUCGGCGAGUUACGAGCCGACCUUCCUUCCCGGGUUCGGGGAGGCUACUGCCACUGCUACCGCCACUGCUUCUGCCGGUGGGGACGCGGAUGAUGCGGCCCCUACUGAGGGUGCUUCUGCUACGGGUGGGACCAGACCUGGUGUGACUGGGGUUGUGUCUGCCACGGGCAAGAGCGUGGCUGGAUCGGCUCCGGGCUCUGCCACUGCUGGUGGUGUCUCUUCGUCGGCGGCGGCGGUGGCUUCGCCGUCUGGAUCUUCUAGGGCGGGUGUGACCAAGUUGGCGUCGACUAAGACUUCGUCGGUGUCGUCUUCUUCGACUGCCGGCUCGGUGCCGACUUUCAAUGCUGCGGCGGGUGGAUAUGCUCGUAUUGGUGGUGGUGGUGUUGUUGGGGUGGUUGUUGCUGCUGCUGUGCUGUUGUAAGGGGUGGGAUGUUUGUAUCUAAUGUUGGAUUGGCUGGUUGGAAGGGUAAGGGUGUGUUGUUGGUGUUUGGUAGGUGGUUGUUGGUAAUUGUAGUUAGAAGUUAAUGUGACUUUUGUCUACAGAAAUCUUUGUAUAUGCUACAUGUAUAUGAAUCUGACAAGUCUAUGUACAACAAAAAAGACAAGAAAGUUGUUAUCUAUUCGGGCUAGCGAUGGUCACCUUUGAAUUCUGUCUUGCUGUUCUAUUAGAACACCGACUGAUUGCGAUGGAACACCGACCAAACCGCGCGAACCUGUUCAGU